Molecule: messenger RNA, 4811 nt
Organism: Myxocyprinus asiaticus (Chinese sucker)
Lineage: Eukaryota; Metazoa; Chordata; Actinopteri; Cypriniformes; Catostomidae
Product: leucine-rich repeat-containing protein 17-like
Exons: 4
Coding region: 241-1572 (443 amino acids)
Cellular component (GO): plasma membrane
Molecular function (GO): protein binding
Source: RefSeq, a predicted model, not a curated record
UGCACAGACACAUAUGCUCAUGCACAAACAACAGCACACUGCAUUCAGGCAUCCAGUGAAACACAAAGCGCACGACAGGAUAUAAAGAUCAGCAAAGAGAACAUAUUCAGAUCGGAUGAGAUUUUGGAUGCCUCUCCCUGUGCACAGGGACUGCAGCUCAACCCCUACACUCUGACUGAAGCUUGUCAAGGGUACACUGAGACUCCAAUCUAUUGACUGACCCAGCUGCUGCUUUUAGCCAUGCGGCUGCUUUGUGGUCUACUGCUGAUGCUGUUCUUGGGAAUCUGGGCAGCCGAUGCACGAAUGGGUGAAAAGGGGAAUGGACGUCGAAAGCGGGGUCGAGAUCGGACCAGCACCAUCAAGCGAAAUUCUGCAGAUUGCAAAGAAUAUUCAGCUAAUGGAGAGAAAUUCAUGGACUGUCAAGAGCGUCAACUGACAGCUGUAUUGUUGGGUUGGCAGGAGGAUAUUGAUCAUCUGCUGUUGGCACGGAACAGGAUCAUGGUGCUACGAGACAAUACCUUCAGUCAAUUCCGCAACCUGAGGAGCCUGGAUCUGCAGCAGAAUGAAAUAUCGCGCAUUGAGGAAGGAGCGUUCAGCGGCUUGAGCAAACUCACCACUUUACUGUUGCAGCACAACAGACUGCAGGUUGUGAGCGAAGGCAUGCUAAUCCCUAUGCCUCAACUCAAGUACCUGCGCCUCCAUGACAACCCUUGGAGGUGUGACUGCCAGCUAGACAGCCUGGUAAGGUUCAUACAGGUUCCCAGUAACCGCAACAUUGGCAAUUAUGCCAGCUGUACAGAGCCUGUGGCAUUUGCUGGGAGGCAGCUUAAGAAGCUGGAUGCAGAGCUGCUAUGCACCCCUCAGCAGGAGAACAUAUCACAGCAACCAGACCAUCAGCCACUGCCAGCUCCACAAAGGCAAUCUGACGCAACCACUCUGUGCUACACCUACAUGCACCCUGUUCCCCACCUGGACUGCAGGAACAAAAAACUGAAAACUGUGCCAGCAGAUAUCCCGGUGGAUAUUGUGAGAUUGGAUCUAUCCAGAAACAACAUCAAGCAGCUGAGACCUAAAGAGUUUGUAACCGUUAAAGACUUAAAGCUCCUGAACCUGAGCAGCAACAGUCUGGAACGUAUAGACACGGCUGCCUUCACAGGCCUGCUGCAUUUAGGAGAGCUGGACCUUUCUAACAACAGUCUGCGAUAUUUCCAGUACGGUGUUUUGGAGGAUCUGUACUUCCUGAAGAAACUGUCCAUGGGGAACAACCCUUGGAUAUGUGAUUACAACAUUCACUACUUGAUCUAUUGGCUGAAGCACCACUCUGGAGUGUCCUACACAGGUCUGGUGUGCAGUGAACCAGAGGAGUUUCGGGGAUGGCCAGUGGAGAAAUAUGUGAAGACUUACAAUGCAGACUGUCCUGACAAGCAGCAGAACCAGUUACCUGGCACUGACCUGGCAGGCACCACAUCUCAGGAGCUCACUGCUGAGACAGAUGAAGAGGAGCUGAUCUCAGAUUUGGGGCCCAGACCUUACAGAGUACCAAAGAAAUUUGAGAUCAUCCGUCUAUCUUAAGUCAGAAACUGUGAUGCUGUUGGGAACGAUGUCUUAUUUUAUCAAGAGCAAAUCAUUUUCCCAGCAUAAUUCUGACUGUAUCAGAAAUGAAACAAUAUACUGUCAGUUUGCAGAUUCAUUGAGUCCAAUCAGAAUUCUAGCAGUUGAUGUUGUAUGUAUUAUAUACAUACAGUAUAUAAAUAAAUCCAUUAAUAAAUAUAUUAAUAAACAGUAUAUAUACUGUAUAUAUUAAUGGAUUUAUUUAUGGUAUUAUUGAGUUUCUAUUCAUUUAUUUCCAUACAUGGAUGCGUUGCAUAAUGCUGAGAACCUUGGGGAAAAAAACUGUUUGUAGAAAUGUUUUUAAGGUGAUUCUCACACUUUAAAGACACAUUUAUUGUGUGACGAUUCUUUCCACCUGAACAAAUAUACUGGUCAAAAUUAUAUUGGGAAGUUAUAUUGUGAAAUUAUAUUAGGAAGGGAUGCUUUAUAGCAAGUGUCUUGAGGUUGCUGAAUCUGAUUUAAACCUGUUUGACUUUGUCUGGUUUUGUCAGAGUGAAACAGGCCUCUGAUGUUUGUCUGUUAACUAAUGCCAAAAAACGCAAGUAUGCAAUUGCAGAUGUAAAUGCUUGUCCAAGGCCUUGCAAGCGCAUGGUCCCAUUGUACAUAUUCAACGUGCAUUCUUGCUUUAAUGUGGUGGUAAAAAAAUGCAGUACUCAAGGGGGUGAUAGGGUUACCUUUAAAUGUUUGUAACAUUAAACUGUAUAUGUUUUUAUUUUGGUAGCUUAACAUGUCUUGUACAACAAGAUUGUCUUCAGACUGUUGCUCUGCCAUGACAGCAUUUGACCUGUAAGAGAAAACUGACCAUUGAAGACCGUUUACGCUAAUGCAUGCUAUAGCGCUAAUAACAGCAACACUGAGAAUGUGAUUCAUACUUUGCAUUCUGAUUUAGAACACAUAUCCAUGUGAAAUUGUUCAGAUGCUUGUGCAGAGUAUGGUUCGGGCCUAAGUAUGCUUUUAUAUGAUUCCUUUUUGACCCCCAAUGUUGUUGAACAAUAGUUGGCGCACACAUGCUGAUUUGUGGUCUAUGCUAAUGUCCCAACAAGACAGCAUACAAAGUAAGUGCACAGUCUCUAAAAUGGAGACAUGUGUGCUUACACAUUCUAUGUUCAAAGGCUCAUACGGGUAGUCUGUCUUGUGAUAUGUCUUGAGAACAUUGACCGUAAAGGGACUGAAACAUUAGAAAGGCCUUUUUCUGGGGCCUGGGUAGCUCAGUGGUAAAAUACACUGGCUACCACCCCUGGAGUUCGCUAGCUUGCUAGUUCGAAUCCCAGGGUGUGCUGAGUGACUCCAACUAAAUCCUAAGCAACUAAAUUGGCUCGGUUGCUAGGGAGGGUAGAGUCACAUGGGGUAAACUCCUCGUGGUCACUAUAAUGUGGUUCGUUCUCGGUGGGGCGCAUGGUGAGUUGAGCAUGGUUGCCAUGGUGGAUGGCAUGAAACCUCCACACGUGCUAUGUCUCCAUGGCAACGUGCUCAACAAGCCAUGUGAUAAGAUGCAUGGGUUGAUGGUCUCAGAUGCGGAGACAACUGGGAUUCGUCCUCCGCCACCCGGACUGAGGCGAAUCACUACGUGACCAACAAAGCACAUUGGGAAUUGGGCAUUCCAAAUUGGGAGAAAAAGGGGAAAAAUCUCCAUCCUGUCUGAACAGAAACAGAUGCAAGAACAUUAUGGAUCUCCAGUCUCUAUCACUGUUCUGAGACAAAUGCAUCUGUGAAAAUCUGGAAAAACUUUCAGGUGGAGGGCCAUUUGAGAAUUUAAAGGAAUCAAAGUGUGAAUCCAUUUAAUUGAUAAUUGUUCACAGCAACAAAGAUGUUUCCAGCGUUGUAUAUGCACUGCAAAAUUCAGAUGUGUCUUUCCUGUGUACCCAGUUUUCUCCAUGUAAAAUUGACUGCAUAUCUUCCUGUCCUCCUCUUGAGUUGUCUCAAACAUGGAGAAUUUCUAAAGUCACUGCUGUUCUUUCACUGCUCUUGCCAUGUUUGCCAUUGUACUCAUUUUGUAUAUCUUUAGAGUGUCAUAAACAAGACAAGGCACUCAAUAUCUUGGUUGAAAGCUUAGCAUUGACAGAGGGAAAACCCUCAAACAGACAACUGCACCAUCAGAGAAGCUCCAGAAAAUAUUUUUGGAGUGCAGAUGAGGCGUCUGAGUGAAAAAUGUCUUGAGUAAGUGAAAACUCCAGGGACAUUGGUUAAGCUUUCAGUGGGAGCGAAAUAGCUACUCUCAUUCUCUAAACAUUGUAUAUAAUCAUACGCACUUAGUUUGCUAAUUUUAACCACUAAUAGUUCUAAACAUAACUAAUAUUAGCAUUAUAUUCAUUCAUUAUCUGUUAUAGCAUUUUUCAUGUACAGCUGCUUUGAAACAACAGCUGUUGUGAAAAGUGCUAUACAAAUAAAUUUGACUUGACUUGACUCAUAAGAUUGAAGUAAUAAGUAUACUACCUCCAUUACUAAGAAACAAAAUAAAGCAAUACACUUUUAGAUAAAUUAGAAUUACAGCCUUAAAGCAAAUUACAAAGACAAAUUAGAGUCCCCAUGAAUGCAAGGAUGGAGUGGAGAAAAAUAAUAUCAAGGAGGAAAAUAAGGAUUGAAUGAAAGGAAAUAUAUUAGAUGGAGAGAUCAAUAACAUAUGAUUAAGAUCCUAAAAUUUGACACAGAUGGGAACUGCUCAAAGAAGUAAUUAUAUAAUAUUAAAUGAUGACAAUUCUUUCUGUUUGACAGAAAUGUAAUAAGCAACGAUACUGCCCUACAAAGGCAAAAUGCAAAACUGAGUUCUGAUUGAAACAGGUCUCUUAUAAUUUGUCCAGUGACAGAUGGGUUUGUCUCAUAUGCUGAAAUUCAGAGAAACCAUUGUGUGAAAAUGCAGUAACAACAAAAUCCACAUCAACAUAAUUCAAGCCAUUUUUCUCAGUUUCAAUGUUAGUUAAUGAGUAUGGCCUUUGUAGGGUAGCAAAGGGUAUUAAUAUUUUUACCAGUGAAACUACAUGUGUAAAGUAAUUUAGGGAACACAGGAAUUUGGAUGGAUGGAUGGAUGGAUGGAUGGAAAGUAAUGCCAUGUAAGCAACAACGGUUAUUUUCAUGGCAAAAAAUAGAGUAGUUUAAAAAGCAAUGACAAGCAAUAUGUGUUGAUGUGUGCGCGGGAACGGGAGAAAGAAAUGACCCGCGUGACUCCCACAAAAUAUAAAUAUAUAUCUAUUUAAAAAAUAAAA